Molecule: messenger RNA, 8179 nt
Organism: Oryzias melastigma (Indian medaka)
Lineage: Eukaryota; Metazoa; Chordata; Actinopteri; Beloniformes; Adrianichthyidae
Product: genetic suppressor element 1
Exons: 15
Coding region: 2857-6369 (1170 amino acids)
Source: RefSeq, a predicted model, not a curated record
GAUUUUCUUGUGGGGGGGGAAAUAUAACAUUAGACAAAAUGCUGGUAAAGCAUUAGCAGCUCAUUUCUUUCAUAUGUGACCUAUAUAAUUGCUGAUGAGAUUUAGUUCUCCCUAUUAAAGCAAAAAAGGUAACAGUUCCAGCUCGUCUGGUGUAUCCAGUUUGAUAUAUAAGUUCAUGGUCAUUAGUGGUUUAUAGAGACCUGACUGAUCUCUUGGUGACUCAAAAUAUAACGUAAGACAAUCCUGCAAUUCUGAACGGCUCAAGGUUGUUUGUGUGUCAAAUGUUAAAACACAUGACAGCGCAGUUUUGUAAAGGCUGAUAAAGAGUGGAAAAGUUACCAGGAUAACAAUCCUAAGUACCCUUAUUGGCUCAUUCAAGAAUAAGCUCAUUUAAAAAGUAAGAAAAUAAAAAUGUUAUACGGUUAAAAAACAUUAGCUUAGCUCUCUGGGAUUUUUUUUAUAACCAUUGACUGUAUAUGAGAACUGGACAAAGUAGGUGUGAUGUCACCCAUAGAAACCGACUUGCUGCAGGUCCCAAAGAAAAUAACUCAAUCCAGUUGCCAUUUUUUGGCGAUACGGAAGUCGCCAUGUUGGAACCAGUAAUAGUUAGUUAGCAGUGAUUGGUCCAACUUCCUGUGUGUAAAUCCAGGAGGGAGGAGUCUUUCAGUCUACUUGUCAUACACAGUCAGGUUAUAACCAAGUCCACACAUUUUGCACCCAUUUAACGCAAACCUAAAAAUAACACUUUACAUCUCCUCAAAUGACCACUAGAGGCUGCUUUCAGAAGGAAAAUACAUAUUUUACAUUUUUUGUACAUUUAUCUAUAAUCUGGUUAUUUUGCAAUAAACAUUUUUUCUUUAUGGCAGCUCCAUGGCUUAAACUAAAUUGCUCCCCUACCCCUAUAUUUGAAGAGAAAUCAAAUCCGGACGUUACUACCACCUAAUGAUGUCCUGAAUAGUCACCGGUCAUCUAUGUUAGCGCAUAACUGCCAGUGCUCAGAAAAUACAUAACGUCUGUUUUUUAACUUCAAAAAGUCUUUCAAAAACUCAAUACUUACAUUUAAGUGUAAAUGUCUGUGUAUUCAUAGCUACCAGACCUACCAGCGGAGAGAUAGCCGGCCUAAGUCACUAUGGCUCCUCCUCGCAUAAAGACUUUAGGACACCACUUCAGCUUAGAAUGCCCCAACAAUUGGAGCAGUAGGGGUGUAGCUAUAAGGGCUGGGAAGUAAUUCAAAUUUGGUGGACCUGAUCUGUUUAUCAUUUCUGACAUCAGACUGUGCUCCAGGAGAAAUGUGCCAAACCAAAAUCAGGUUAUUCUGUGAGGCUACAGGAAGAGAAACUGUUGCAUGUCAUGCUCAUAAAACUCAAUUUUUACUCUUUAGACACUAUUUAUUAUGCAUGUAAUCUAUAAAAGCAUGAUAUUUUCAUAACAUGUAAAACAAGGAUUUCUCUUCUUAGACCAAAUUCCUGUGUAUGAUGUUCCUAAGGUGCAAAUCACACCGACUAAUCACUCAACCAAAAAAUACACUCCCAUCAUAUUUUGGUCGGUUGUAAAGGUGUUCCCAGUGGUAUUUUAAUUAGGAUGAUGCAAUUUUUAGCAAAAAAAAUAAAUAAAUAAAUAAACUGUCAUUUUUAAGGAUGUAGUUUCUGCAGAGCGGCAGGAGUUCAUCAGAAAUUUACCUCUAUGUUGCAGGCGGGGAGUAAGCCUAUGCUCAUUUCCCAUCAUCCUUUUGUUUACAAUCUCUUUUGCUAGCAUAAAGCCUUUUACAACCCCAAGCUAACAUUAGUGGUAGAGAUCGAGAAAACGAAGAUGUACAUGGGUCUGUUUGUUAGUGGAUGCAUCAGAAUGGAGCAGAUCGGGGAACUUGCUACAGGUUUUUUCCAAUGGAAUUUUUGCGUCGGCUCCUGGUUCACAACUUCGAAUACAUAGAAAUUCACAUUUUAGUUUAAUUUUCUUUACAUACAUAUAUUAUGAGAAAACACUUAUCAUUGGAGUGGGUUAUGUUCUUACUUUAAGUGAUUUGUUGAUGCGAUUUGCCCUUCAGGGCCACCGUACUGUUAAAAAACACACAGCUUUUUCCUUUUUUUAAUCUUGAUCUGUAAAAAGUCAGGAGUUGUGAAGGGGUGUGCUUUCUUUUUCAUGUAAUCGCAUGCUUUUAAAGAAGUCCUCAAGGGAGGAGAUUGAUAUCUUAAUUUGUUGUGCCCCCCCCCACCCCACCCCAUACACACAGAUACACAAACACACCACAACCUGAGCAGCCGUGGUCAGUGGUCCUAGGUGAAAGGUGAAAGGUCACUGUAGACCUUCGAGACACCCUCCCCCCCAUUCCCAAAGCAGACAGAGCUGACUCCAACAGGGAGACAGAGUGAUGGAUGGAGGGCUCGCACUACCCUCCAACACACACACACACACACGGCUCAAAUCACACGCUCUUCCUCCCCGUCAUCGCCCUCCUCCCUCUACUCAACCCCCCAAGCCACUACCAACACCGCCGCCACUUUCCCUGGAGAGCAACCCGGAGGGAAGAAGGUUGGAGUGAGAAGAAAGGAGAAAGGACAAACGUCAGUUUAAGAAGCAGACAGUGGUUGGCAGAGGAGAGAAAAUGGAAAGGCUGGAGGAGUGACAGUGAAGAGAAGAUUAGGAGAUAGGUUGGAGUAGAUGGAGGACAUUAGGGGGGGGGAGGAGGAGGUGGGAGACAGAGUGGAGGAGGAGGAGGAGGAAGAGGAGGGGGGGUGGAUAAAAAAAAAAAGGUCACAUGACCAUGUAGCAGCUGCAAGGCUGAGAGGGGGAGAGUGAAAGAGUCUCACACAGGAGCAGAAAGACGACGAGCAGGAGGACAACAGUGAGCAGGAGGGUAUGAACCAUGAAUCUAACAAAUCGGCAUCAUUAGGAAUGAUCUCCACAGCAACUCGAACCACGGCUACAGUCAGUCCCCUCAGCCCACUAACCAAUGGGAGCGCAGUUGCCCAGUCUGCGAACUCAGGAUUUGCCGCUGCCCUUCGUAAACUGGCCAAACAGGCCGAGGAUCCAAGAGGUUCUGCUCUCAGUGGUGAGUCAUCUCCAGUGUCUUCCCCGGCCACCAGCCACAGCUCCCCAGCAACCACGCCCAAGCGGGCUUCAUUAGGGCCCUUCUUGGGGCAGAACAGGGGCCGCGGUGUCCCCAGCACCCCUCCUGUUGUCACCAUCGCCCCCACCAAAACCAGCAACGGCCUGUGGAGGACAGAAGGACGACAGGCGGAGUUGAGCGUUCAGGGGCUCAGCAGGGAGCGAGUGGCAGCUGAGAGCAGUCAGCCACAGCAAGAUAAGAGGACACCGCCCAUCAUCUCACCUCACCCACUGGCCUUUGGUCACACUCCCAGUAACAUCAUGCAGGACCCCAGGAUUCAAAGCAUAAGGUUGGAGAAAGAUCCUUUUAGUCUGUGUCUUCAUGUUGCAGCCCACUGCAAUUUAACAAAAACUCUCCUGCUCUGCAGUUUGCCUGGGCAGAUGCACUCUGUGGUUCCUUCGGGUGCCAUUCCUGAGGAAUACCUGAGGGCUCUCCGGCCUUUCGCCAAUUCAGAAGAUCUCCGCUUGACUUCUCUGCCCCUGAGCCUCGACCCUGCUGUCGCUGCCCACGCUGCCAGCGCUGCUGCCUACUACCAUCCUGCCUACCUGCACCACCCACUGUCCUUACCCAGGAUGGAUGAGUCCCUGUGUCUUUCUGCACUGCGAUCGCAGUUCUACUCUGUGCCUGCAGGGGGCGCCUUCCCUCCUCUUCACCCCUCUGCCCUCCACUUGCACCUGCCCGGAGGGCGCUACCCCGGAGAAUUAAAUCACACAGCUCUGUCUGAGAGGCUACAGAUGGAGAAUGAGCUCCGCCAGCGUGAGAGAGAGCAGGAGCGUGAACGAGAAAAAGAAAGGGAGCGCGAGGCCGGGCUGGAGCGAGAGCGAGAGGAGGAACUUGAGAGGGAACGUGAGAGGGAGCUGGACAGACAGAAGGAGAGACAGAGGGACAGACACCAGCAGAUGGUCCGAGCCGCAGAGAGCCACUACCUGGCUGAGCUGCAGGCUCGGAGGCCACCGCCAGAGGACAGGUCCAGGCCUUCAGAGAGGCUGACCCCGAACAGACUGGAUAAAACGAGGGACUCGGAUCAUCAGAGUUUUCCAGCACCAAAGCCCUUGGCUCUUCACUCCUCCAGGGCCUCUGUUCCACACCCAAUCCCCAGCCUGCUGCCCUCCCACCUGGGGAAGCAUCGAACUGCGUCCUCUGGGGGGAUUCCUGCAGCUCUGGUAUCCACAAUAAUGAAUCAGAGGACCAGUGAUGAGGCGUGGUUAACACAGCAGCAGCAGCAGAGAGAGGUUGCUCUGGAAGUUCGAUCUCCCGGAAAAGGGGUGGAGCCAAGAAGAGACAGAACCAAUUCCCUCUAUCACAACUCGAGCAACAAAGACGUGCCUGCCUGCCUCGGUGCCCCGCCUCCUCUCAUCUCCCCUAAAGGUCCUUAUCACCCUCACGUCCCCCCCACCACCCUGUGGAAUCCAGCCUCUCUUGUUGACACGCCGACAGACUCUCGCAGAAAACUCAACCCUUCCACACCCCCCAUCCGACCUCCCCCGGGACUAACCAGAGCUGACAGACCCUUAAUGAGCUGGGGGGAGAGAAUGGAGGAUGCAGGCAAGAGGACUGCAAAAAGCCCAGAGAGGUUCCCUUCACUGAGAGGGGGGAACCUGCAGGAUCCUUGGAACAAGGCCGAGGAAGCUCGAGUCAGUCAGAACCUGUAUUCCCGGCAUCACAUCAGCGCCCUUCACCCCAGGCUUCGCGUGCCGCCGAGUGACCUGGGGGGUCGCAGCCAGGCAGCUUCUCCUCCUCUGCCGAGGGAGCGCCAGCGGCCGGCUCCAGACAGCAUGUUGGUUUACGACGAGGUUCUGCAGCAGCACCGCCGACUGCUCAGUAAACUUGACCUGGAGGAGAAGAGGAGGAAAGAGGCCAGGGAGGGAGGUUAUUAUUAUGACCUGGAUGACUCAUAUGAUGAGAGUGACGAGGAGGAAGUGAAGGCCCAUCUGAGGAGAGUGACAGAGCAGCCCCCUCUCAAACUGGACACAUCCUCUGAGAAAGUAGAUUUCCUCCAUUUGUGCGGUCUCACCACUCUGGCUCAUCGAGAUGAGCUUGUGUCCCAGAAGAGGAGGAAGAGGAGGAGGAUGAUGAGAGAGCGCAGUGUUUCUCCGCCCGCAGUGCAGGGCAAAAGGACGGUCUCUUCACUCUCGACUCCUACGACCCCUCUUUCCACCACGUACUCAGCUGAACAGAUGGAUAAAACCCCUGAGCUGGAGGAGAAAAAAGACUUUCUCCAUAUGUUGAGCCUCACCCAUGUUAACCCACAACAGAGGAGAGAAAAAGAGAGGACAGAGGAACUGCUGAUGGCCAUUCAGAGGAAGACUGUGACUUUAGACACACUCAGAUAUAACCCUUCACCACUGUGUAGAAGCCCCAGUCUUCGCUCAGCGGGUGACUCCUCCACAACGUCUCAGUCCAAUGGACACCUGUACCCCGACUCUCCCAGCCCUUCUCCUCCCUAUUUACACAAAUCUAUGCACCUCCACAACGACACACUAAAACCAUCCAAGGAUUCCCAGCUGGCCUCCAAUCUUCCUCCCAUACAGUCGCAUCAGGAAAAGCCAGAAUCUAUGGAGAGUUCAAGAAAACUCCGAACUCAUCAGAAUGGUGUUUCAGGUCCUCUUUCCAAAUCAGAGUCCGACUCCUCACAGAACGGACGGAAUCGACCGUGGGAGAGGUUCACACCUGAGUCUUUCGCUCAGCGCUUCCAUCAGACUGUGCUGCAUUCCACACACAACACCCUGAAGAGCAAAGGAGGACAAAAUAGUUUCCCAGAAGCUGGUGGGAGAUCUGAUCGUUGUUUUCCUCAUAACAUCUCUCAGAAGAAAACUGCAAACUUAAUCACAGAGCAUGCAGCUAUCAACGGCCAUCAUUCCCCCGCAGCCUCUCAGGAUACUCCAGCUCCACUGGACCACGUGUCUGACGGGGAGGAGGAGGACUCGGAUCAGGAGGAUGACGAAGCAGAAGGGGACGAAGCUCCAAGAAAGUGGCAGGGCAUUGAAGCUAUUUUUGAAGCCUAUAAGGAGUAUGUGGAAGAGGCGAGCAUAGAGCGCCAGAUUCUGUACAGUCAGUGCAAAAAACUUGAAGCUCAGAACUGCAAUCUGACCAGAACUGCGGAGCAGCUCUCUGUGACGAUGGGGGAGCUGGUGACUCAAAGGCAGAAAGUCAGGGAGGAGCGGGACAGACUGCAGGCCCAGCUCGAGCACUUCAGAAGGUGUUUAACACUACCCAGCAUUCAUUGGGGCAGAGGCCAAGUCAACGUUCACCCAUCGAGGUGACCAAACCCUAAAGCUACGUACACACCGGGCAUGUGAUGCCGCUUCAAGAACGCUCUGAAAGUGGGGUUUUGAAUGCACUUUUAGCAUAAGGUGUUCAUACUGGAAUGUCGAUACCCGAUACUAGCGCAUGUACUCACAUUUAGAAGAGGCUUGGUGCGAAAUGUCGAAGUAGUGUGAAUAUCGCCAAUUUUGCUCCAGGCUUUUUCUUUCACAGCUCUAUUCCGAUAUAUGAAAGACUUUGUCAUAUUCCAUCUGGGCACAAACCGUAUCAAUUAACUUCACCUUCAUGAUCAAUUUUGAAACAGUUGGCACUUCCGUGUUUUCAAAGGGGCGUUACCCAUACAUCAAAUUACAAUAUUCAAAUCCGAGUUCAACUGGUUGAACAAUGGCCGCACGUUCAAUAUAUGUAAAGUCCAAAAACAGACUUAAGAACUUGUGUAGCAACAUGUAAACGGCAAAGAAGUCCAAAAUGCAGAUAUGCGCACGUUUACAUCGACUUUUCAUUUGUAGCCGUCACUCAAAUGCGUGUUUCCGAGCCCAGUGUGAACGUAGCAUAAGAGUAAUGCCUCUGACAGCAAAGGAACAGUGGUGAGAAUACUUGACGCACUUGGGGGGCCAGGCAUCUAAGUCCCUUUCUGGAGGGCCAUUUAUUUACCCAAAUACAGAUUAUUACAUUUUCUGCCAUGUUAGUUGCUGCAAUCUGUGGCAGAUUGUGUCCUCUGUCAGUUCCAAACCCUGCCUUAGUUGACUUAAAGGACUGUCCACCAUUUAACCCAUAAUAAAUCAGAUCAUUUGAGUCCACACCACUGAGCUCAAACUCUGAGCACACAUCUUCAGCCUCCCCUCACAGCAUCAGAGAGGCUUUCGUCGAGAAAUCAAAGCACACCUCAGGCCUUAAAACGAGACGGGAUGCACUUGAAAUCUUAUCGGAGGAAAUACUUGACAGUCCUGUUUAUGCUUUUGUUUUUACUAAGUUCUGCUUCGGCCACGACAUUGUGUGCUCGUGAAGGAACUUCAGAGAAAACGAAGCGCCUAAACGUAUUUAUUGUCCAACUGCUUCGUUCAGGCUUUGAGUUUUUGUUAGUAUUGUCACUUGUGAUAGAUGAAGAGUUUUGUGAUAGAUGAAGGUUAAUUGCUUUAACCUUUCCUUGUGGGAAGCCAUAAGCUUUGCUGGAGAAUUGCUGCUGGUCAGGAUAAAAAUGUCUAGGAAAACAAGAACGGUGGUUUUAUUCAGAAAAAAUUACAACAGCAAAACACUUGGAGAUAAAUGGAUGAUGGACAACGCCAAACAUCCACAGGGACUAAUUUGAAUGAUUCAUCCAAAAGCCUUUUCUCUUUUUUUUCAGUAUCCUAAAGCAGGUUCUGACAUAUCUUCUGUAGAUCCACACUGUUAAAUGUUCAUAUCUGAAGUGCUUUUAAGGUUUUGAUGUUUGAAAAAUAAAAUUAUUACAAAGGAAGUGACAUCAUUUUCCUACUGUUUAUUUUAAGCAUUUUUUUUCACUGUGGAUGAUAAUAAACUUAAUGUUUUUUUAAAUAUUUUUUUUGUUUAAUGCAGAUAAAUUAUUGUCGAAAACAUUUUUCUUUUUUUCCUGUCUAACUUUUGGAAGCACAAGCUACCGCUGCAGUUUCCCCUGAUCUCCUGAACGUCCUGCUCAAUCCCCUUUUUGAACUUGUGAAUUCUUGAAUAUUUGCUUAAUUGGUUGAUAUGUAAUGUAUUAUUUGGGCUGUAUAAUUGCAAUGAAUUAUUUAUUAACAUAUUGCUGUACAUUCCAAUGAAAAUUUACAUUAAAAUAUUUGCAAAACGUCUCAA